Molecule: messenger RNA, 1461 nt
Organism: Miscanthus lutarioriparius
Lineage: Eukaryota; Viridiplantae; Streptophyta; Magnoliopsida; Poales; Poaceae
Source: the annotation of a GenBank genome assembly
AUGUCUCCGAGCCAAAAAGAAACUGGAAAAAACAAGGUCGUAGAUAUUGGUCAAUUGUUGAGCUCCAUGAAGAGGGAGCUUGAUUACUAUUGGUCACUUGGUGAUAUGCCUGACAUGGGAUCGAAAUUUUGCAUGAUCCAUAAAGUUCAGCAACACAUCCGUGAAGUUGACAAGUUCUCUUAUGAACCAUUCAUGUUGUCUAUUGGCCCAUAUCACAAUGGGGUUGCCAGGCUACGAGGCAUGGAGAAGAUGAAAUGGGGAUUUCUUGAUGAAAUUCUUAAACUGAACUGUAGGAAAAGUUUGCUGGAUUACCUGACCACACUUCAGGAACUAUCAAAACAGGCAAAAAAUUGCUACUCUGAUGACGUCAAAAUGGGUACGGAGGAGUUUUUACAGAUGCUAUUGCUAGAUGGGUGUUUCAUUCUGGUCGGCUUGGGUGGGAGUAAAGGGCUUUCAGCACCCACUGCAGGAACGCAAUAUCCAGAGCAUGCAGGAGACAGUGCAUCGAACACCGGGGACAGUCCAACAAAUCAAGAGGAAGACCUGAAUAGAGUUGAAUGUGACCAACAAAACGAGCAAUCUGGACAGUGGUUUAUUUGUUUUCUUAAUCAUGACCUCUUUCUGCUAGAAAACCAAAUACCAUUCUUAAUUGUCAGCAAAAUAUUUGAGCUAGUAGCUGGUACAGAAGCUUCAGCUUCCGCUUCUAACUGGACUGACGAGAUAGUCAUAUUUGUGGAAACUGCCUUGCGAUGGUACCCAAAAGCAAUCUCAGAAUCAGAUCGACCAAAAGAUUUCCAUCAUUUGCUUCACUUGUGUCAUAUGUACUUCAGGCCUAGCAGGAGAUCAGAAAAUGAACACUUUUAUGACAGUCGCUCCCGGUACUUUGACAUGUUUCGUAUUUUGGGACGGAAGUAUCUCAAGAUUGGUCAUGAUCUCGAGGCGAAUGACCCAAGCUUUCCUCCCUGCCAGGAGGUGGAUUACCUACAAGGUGGUCAGGCUCUAAACCGUUGGCGCAGGACAUCACAGUAUCUAGAGGCUGGAGUCAAAUUUAAGAAGCGUUAUUAUGACAAUUUCAAUCCCCAUUCCUUGUUGGAUGUUAAGUUUACAAAUGGUACAGUGGAAAUCCCAUGCAUUAUAGUAGAUGAGUACACGGGGACCUUAUUCAGGAACCUUAUUGCUUUUGAGCAAACAUGCCCUCAAUUUGGGGACGACUUCACAGCCUAUAUUGUGUUCCUGUCUCAGCUAAUUAGUAUGCCUGAAGAUGUUACAGUGCUUGCAAAAGAAGAGAUCAUCAUGCAUCAUCUUGACAGUGAUGAAAUGGUUUCGGAUCUGUUCACGCUGCUCAGCAAAGACGUAGUCUUUGAUUUCAAUGGCCAGUAUUACUUGAAGUCUCUCUGCUUGACGAUGGAAACCUAUUACCAGAGUCGUCUGAAUCGUUGGAUGGCUUGGCUUUUUGGUUAA